Messenger RNA from Pollicipes pollicipes, 1125 nucleotides. Its product is annotated as serine/arginine repetitive matrix protein 1-like. The coding region runs from base 184 to 1125 and encodes 313 amino acids. The transcript is spliced from 7 exons. The record is from RefSeq and is a predicted model, not a curated record. NCBI's taxonomy places the organism in Eukaryota, Metazoa, Arthropoda, Thecostraca, Pollicipedomorpha, Pollicipedidae.
GUUGUGGGUGGAGGCGUACCGAAGGGGAUGAGGAAUUAAUUUUCUCACAUAAUAAAAAAUAUCAUCAUUGUCUUUGCCGCGCAGUUUGAAAUAGGUGCCUCUUACUGGCUCAGUGUGAUAUUACUGGGGUGUCCGAGUUGUUGGGGAUACGUGUUAGGUCUCUGCUCAGCAUACAUUGAGGAAAUGUCACAGCGAUCAAUCACAUCAUUUUUCUCUCCAAAGGCCAAGAAACCAGACAAUGUUGAGAAAAGCCAGUCUAAAACACCAGAGAAGAAGCAGUGCAAGGAUGGAAAUUUGUCUGAUGAACCAGAUGGUGAUUCACCCAUCAAACAGAUCAGGAAACGCAGGCCGAUGAUUGAAAGCGACUCAGAGGAGGAAAGAAGUUCAAUGAAGAGCGACGGAGAUGGCCAAGCCAGGAACGGCUCCCCCAAGAAGCAGGUCAAAACCGAAGCUGCGGCCCCUGUCAAGCAGGAGUCCUCCCCGCCGGUCUCAACCGCAAAAAACGGCAAGGCACCGCUCCGGAAGACAGCGAGGAAGAGUGCCGUUGGUAGCGUGUCCACGGAGGCCAAGCAGAAGAGCCUUCUGGGGAAGAUGAAGUCCACAAGUCCCAAGACGGCCACUGCUGACCGCGACGAGCAGGCCAAGUCCUCCAGUCCUGAGCCUGACGCCGAGGACGCCGCCUCUUUGUCUCCGAAAGCCUCCCCGAAGGAGACGUCGAAGCCGCUGCCGUCCGACUCGACCGUUUCCUCUAGCCGUCGGCUGAACGGCAAGGACGGUGACGGCGACAGCAAGACUUCGAAGCCCGGUGGCCGGGCGACGAAGGCAAAGGCGGUCGGGAAGGGGAAGGUGGGGGGCAAGGGGAAGACAGAGGUGAAAGGAAAGAGCGAGGCAAAGGGGAGGAAGCGGAAAAGUGACAGUGACGCCGGCACGAGGAACAAGAAGGAGCGGUGUUCUGGUUCGGCUAGCGAGGAGGACGAAGCGGCCGAGGGGGACGGGGCCGGCCCGGAGGCCGAGCAGCCGGCAGAAGUGAAACAGGAAGCGGCAGUGAAGCGUGAAGAGGCUGAUGGCGAGGAUGCAACAACCAAAUCCAAGGGCUCAAAAGCGGCCACGCUAGGGGUCAAGUGA